GAUUUUUCAGCUUCAAAUCGGCUUAUGCGAAAAUUGGGGAAAGUUAUAUUGGGGUUUUCGAGCAAUUAAACUCACCUGUUAAUGGCAGACGGAGCAACACCUAAUAGGGUUACUCGAGCCUCUGCCGAUAAAAUGGCUACUGAAAGGCGUUCCAAGAAUAUACAUGAUCCUCGCAGAAUUCCAAAUCCACCAAUUGCUAAAUCGUCAAACAAAAUAGAUGCGGCUACAGUGACGAAGAGGAAAAAAACUACUGAUGUUGUUCCGGCCAGCAAGGGGAAACAAGUCGUAGAGGCUGAAGCAGAAGAAGAUCAAUUACCUGUGAAGAAACAGGACCCUAAAUUCCUUGUUAAAUUUCCUCCAACUCAUCCUAUACGAUAUUCUUCGUACAUGAACUACAAUAUAAAAAAGGACUUGGAGGACAAACUUACAGAAAGACAGCAGCAGCUAUUUUCUAAAACUAUAUUUGGAAAAUACUUGCAGAUGCAACAUUGUGAAAUCCAAGGGCAGCUGUUCCGGUGUUUAAUGGUCAGAGAGCUGAAGAAAAGCACACCUGAUGCUUUUGUUAUUAACAUUAAUGGGACUGAAUUGACAUUUUCUCUAUUUGAAUUUGCAUUAAUGUCCGGGUUAAAGUGUUAUGGUGAAGAAAUCGUUUUUAACGAGGGUAAAAAUGGACUGUUGGAAAAAUACUUUGGUGGUUCCAAAAAAAGCGUUAAAAAGAUGGAGCUAAAUGAGUGCUUCAAUGACAAGAAUUGGGGUGUAGAUGAUGAUGCAGAUCAAGACGCUUUAAAGAUUGCGGUGCUGUAUUUCAUUCAUAACUACAUACUUUCAGGUGAGAAGAGGAGCGUCGUAAUUCCAAGACUUCAUUUUGACCUGGUAGACAGUGGACGGUACAAGGACUACACAUGGGGCAAGGAAGCAUUUGUUGAUUUGAUUAAAAGCAUUCACAAUAAGAUGGACAAGCCGAAAUAAUAUUACUGUCUUCGGGGUUUUCCAUUUGCUAUUCAAGCAUGGUUAUAUGAGUGUUGUUCCAAUGUGGACCCAGAUUUAGCCGUAAGAAAUGGAGACCGAUUCCCCAGGAUCUUAAAUUGGAAGACAGUAGACCCAACACCAUCAUUUAACCACCUGAUGACUGGGAUGUUCAAGGAUGACGUAUCUGAGGUAGGUCUCUAUCCUAACUGAAGUGGCUUUAUACAUUAGCAAACAUGUGUUUUUUGAACUGUAUUAUCAUAGGUGUUCCUUUUUAUCACAAAUACACAGUCUUUGUUCCUUUUUAUCACAAAUACACAGU
Molecule: messenger RNA, 1288 nt
Organism: Lycium barbarum (goji berry)
Lineage: Eukaryota; Viridiplantae; Streptophyta; Magnoliopsida; Solanales; Solanaceae
Exons: 4
Coding region: 82-969 (295 amino acids)
Source: RefSeq, a predicted model, not a curated record